UUCCUGUCGUCUUGCUACCGACACAUACAUUUCGCGGCGGUGCUGUCGAUUCCUUCAGCUUUGGGGGGAGAUGGCCUAGAGGCGGCAUGGGAGCGGCUGGAUCUCUAUCGAGUUGCAGCUGCAACUGCAGAUAGAGGGAAACAGGGGUAACUGAAUGGUGUCAGAUUGCGACUAGUUCUUGUUGCUGUCAUACUUCUGUGCUGUGGGAUCGCAGAACAUCGAGUGAUUUUCCUUUGCAAUUUAGCUUGUUAGCAUAAUGGCAGCAACGUCGCCGACCGAUGCCAAGCGCAAGUACUCGUGGUGGUGGAACAGUCAUAUCUGCCCGAAGAAUUCAAAAUGGCUCCAGGAGAAUCUUGAAGAUAUGGAUAGCAAAAUUAAGCUGAUGAUCAAGAUCAUUGAAGAAGAUGCAGAAUCAUUCGCAAAAAGGGCGGAAAUGUACUACCGAAGGCGACCUGAGUUGAUGGCCUUGCUUGAGGAGUUGUACCGUGCAUACCGAGCAUUAGCAGAAAGAUAUGAUCAUGCAGCUGGCGAUCUCCGACAGGCCCACAGAAAAAUAGCUGAAGCAUUCCCUGAUCAGGUUCUGAUGGACCUGGAUGAUGAUCUCCCAACUGAUACUGCAUCCAUUGAAACUGAUGUGGACAAUGCAGACAUGGCUCAUUGUUUCCUCUCUUUCAUCAAUGCUGGUGAUUCAAAAUUGUGUGGUAAAGGUAACCAGGAUUAUGAGAAGCUGCAGAAAGAACUAGCAAGUCUGUCACAGGAAAACCAUGACCUCAAGAACAGGAUCUCAUCAGUGUUAGAGCAGAGCAAUAAUGCAGAAUCCGAGGUUCUUUGUCUCAAGGAGGCUCUCGCACAACAAGAAGCAGAGAAAGAAGCUGCAGUUCUGCAAUGCCAACAAUCGACUGCUAGAUUAGAGAACCUCAGGUCUGACAUAUUGCACACCCAGGAGCAGUUCAACAGGCUGAAAGAGGAGAUGCAAACUCGGUUGCUGCCUUCAACCACAGAAGAUGCACGUUUCGUUGUGCUUGAAAGAGCUAAUCAGGACUUGCAUAUUGAAUUAGAGAAUCUGAAACAUUUGUUGAAGCAGAAGCAUGACGAGCUAGAUGAGAAGCAAGUUGAGUUGGAAAAGCUUAACAUCUCUAUAGAAGAGGAGCAUCUCAAGUGCAUGCAAGCAGAAAUGCUGAACCUUUCUUUCGAGAAAAAGCUGUUGACAGCAGAGGACAAACUGAGGCAUUUGGCUCUUGAGAAGCAGAGUGAAGUAAGCAAAUUGAGGGACAGUGAAACAAGAAAUCUUAUGCUUCAGAAAGAAUUGGACAAUAUUCUAGAAGAGAACAGAAAACUGAAUGGCCAAUAUCACUCUUCUUCGGCAGUGAUAAUUCGUUUGCAGGAUGAGAUUAUUUCCUUGAAGAAUGAGCAAAAGAAACUUGAGGAAGAGGUUCAUCGAAACGUGGAUGAAAAGAAGACACUUCAAUAUGAGCUUUCUCACCUUAAGGAGGAUAGGAGUGACUUGGAGAGGAAACACUUCUCAAUCAAGGAGCAAAUACAAUCUGUUAACUUAAAUGUAGAAUCACUACAAUCUCUUGCACAUGAGUUGAGGGAUGGCAAUGUUGAGCUGAAAGGUAUUAUCAAGAACCAUGAGGGAAUGGAAGUUCUUCAUACUGAAAACCUGAGGCAGUUGGAGAGGAUGUCUGAGAAGAAUGCACAGUUGGAGAAGUCUUUAACAGCUUCAACUACUGAGCUUGAAGGGUUAAGAGCGAAGAAGGUGGCAUUGGAGGAAUCAUGUAAGGAACUCAAUUCUAGGAUCUGCACUCAUCUGUCCGAGCGAGCUGUGCUUGUUGCGCAAAUUGAGGCAGUUUCUCAGACCAUGGAGGCUCUGCUCGAGAAGAACGUCAUUUUGGAGAAUUCAUUAUCUGAUGCCAACGCUGAACUCGAGGGCUUGAGGAGGAAGUUGAAAGAGCUAGAAAAAUCUUCAGAGGCAGUCCACAAUCAGAAUUCAGUUCUUCAAUCCGAGAAGAAAACUCUUGUUUUUCAGGUUGAUAGUAUCAGCAAUACUCUUCAGAGUUUGGAAGCACAAUACACAGAGCUAGAAAGGCGACACUCAGCUUUACAACAGGAGAAAGACUCAGUGCUUGAUGAAGUGAUCAGGCUACAAGAACUGAUAAGACUUGAGAGGAAAGAACACAAAGAUGCGCUCACAACAAGCAAGACUCAGUUUGAUGGUCUACAGAACAAAAUUAGCAUAUUGCUAGAGGAAGGAAGGAACAGAGAGGAGCAGGUUGAAGAGGAGGAGCUGAAGAUUGUGAAAGCCCAGAUAGAGAUCUUCAUCUUAAAAGAGUGUUUGGAUGACAUGGCUGAAGCAAAUUCUGUUUACUCAGCAAAAUUGCAAAAGAAGGAAGACGUAUGUAAGGUUUAUGAGGAGAAACUGGACUGGUUGUCACAGGAUAAUCAGAAGCUAACUGAAGGGAUUGGCUCAGUGCGGAAAGUAUUACACUUGGAUGAGAAGUAUGAAUCCUUAAACGAAAUGAAGCUUGACAUCAUUUUGCAGCUCAUCUUGCAUGAGGUCAACUGCUUAAGGAAUACAAUAUCUGAUGCCCAGGAUGUGAAACAGAAAGAGCUUGUUGAGAAGUCACUCGUUGUCACACUUCUGGAGCACUUCAGACAGGAGGUUGCUGACCUGAGGUCAGAGAGGAACAUCCUCAAGCAAGAUCAGCAAGCAAACAGCGAGGAGUUGCUUCAGUUGCAGAGAGAGAGGGAAGAACUUGUGAAUAUCAGCGAUGAGUUCUGGGAAGAGAUGGAGUCUCGUAACCACAGAGUUGAGGACUUAAGGGCUGAGGCGAAGUUCUUGGUUGGGCAAUUGUCAGAACUGCAAGAUUCUCGGAGGUCACUGCAAAGUGAGAUUAUGAAGCUGAUUCAACAAAACUCUUUCCUUGCAAAUGAACUAAAUGAUUCCAGGAGAAAAGAGAUGAUCUUUGAAGAUGAUUUCAGCACUCUCAUCAGUGAAUCUGUCAGCAAAGACAUCCUUCUUGUGAUAUUUAAAAACCUUCACGAAGACAGGACCCUGGAAUUGAAGUCUUUGUAUAAUGAUUUUGCGUGUCUCCAAGCUGCAGGAAGCGAGAUUUCCCAGGACAUCAGGAUGAUGAACAAAAAGCUUGGAGAUUUAGAAUCCGAGGAUAACCACCUCGACGAAGAGAUUUGUAUAGCCAUGAGAAGUGCCCGUCCUAGUCCAGAAAAUAUCACAGGAAAAGGGCAUCCAUCACGAAGAGAUGUCAAUCUCCUGAAUUCUGUCAGGACCCGAAAAGGUUAUCAUGCAAACAUGGAAUCAAAAAGCCACAAAAAAGUUGACAAUGCUGGCUUUGAAAGAUCAAAUGAAAUGCUACUGGAGGAGGUACUUAAGUGUCCUCAAAAUAUGCAAAUGCUUAGGAGCAAGGAGAAGACUUUUUUUGACAUCAAAUCUUGCAACGAAGAGAUUUCAAAAUUGGUAGCUCACAUGCAAAUGGCUAUCACGAAUGCUGCUCUAUUCAAGGAAAAGGUUCUUGAGCUCAUCAUAACAUGUGAGAGUUAUGAGAUAAGUGCGAUGGUGCAGAAGGAAGUGCUGAAGGAAGAUAUCAUUCGAAGGAAUUCAUAUGUGGAUGAGCUGAAAGACAAGCUAAAUGCUGUAGAGAUUGAGAAUAGAAGACUGAAGGUCAAUCUAAAUGGUGAUGUCACAAUGUUAGGAACAUUGCAGACCGAAGUCAGUGCCCUGGAGAAACAAACCUUGUCCCUUGCCAAUGAUUGCUUGCAAUCAAAUAAACUCAAGAUGGAGGGAAUUUCAUCAUCUCCUGAGACCCUGAAAACCAUGGUGAGAUUCAGUGAUGAAAAUUCAAUGAGAACAGUGAAGGACAUGGAGCUGCAAAAAUUGCAUGAAACUAUCAAAACGCUCCAGAAGGUGGUCACGGAUACCAGUUCCCUUCUUGAGCAAGAGAGGCUUGAUUUCAAUGCCAAUCUGCGAGGAGCAAGGAAGCAGAUUGAGGCUCUGAAACUUAAGGAGAUCGUGGAUGAUGACUUGGUUGAAAUGAACUAUGAGCAAAUGCUGAAAGACAUACAACUUGACCUCAUCCAAACUUCUUCAGGCCAUCCAACGGAUUCCCUUGGUCAGCAAAAGAAAAUUGCAGCACGAGUUGUUGGACCAAGCAGUAGCCAUGUGCGUGAUGAUUUGGGACCACCGCGAAGUGAGUCAUUUGAGAGAGAUAACAGUAAACAGUCUCCUGCCGAGCUAGUGGUGGUGAAGGAACUCAGUGUUGUCAACCAAGAGCUACCGAGGUCUGUCACCAUGGAGCCACACCAGGAGUGGAGGAACAAGGUCAUUCAAAGGUUAUCUUCUGAUGGAAAGAGGCUCAACACCCUCCAGUCCAGCAUUCAAGGGCUCAAAACAAACACUGAGGCAUCAGAAGAGCUUGAGCUCGAGAGUGUCAGAUAUCAAAUAAAAGAAGCUGAAAGUACCAUCAUCGAGUUAAUCGACACCAACAGUAAACUGGCCAAGAAGGCUGAAGAAUUCACAUCCGCCGAUGGUCUCGAUGAGGACAACGUCGACUUGAGGAGCAGGCACCAGCGGAAGAUCUUGGAGCGUGCAAGGAAAAUGUCAGAGAAGAUAGGGAGGCUGGAGGCGGAAAUGCAGAAGGUCCAGCAGGCUCUGCUGAAGUAUGAGGAGGAGCAGACUAGCAGCAGCGCAUCGAAAACCGUACAUCGGCGGUCAAAAGUGCAGCUGGUAGACUAUCUCUACGGUCGAAGGCGUGAAAAUCGGAAGCAACCGCGAUGUUCGCCCUGUGGUUGCAUGAGAGCAAAGACCAUCGAUGACUAACUCCUGUUUGCGCCAAUACUUUUUAAAGGCGAAAUAUGGGAGGCCAGGGUUUUCAGUUUCAGUCUUCAGAUGGAGCAAGUCAUCUGUUCAUGUUUGUCUAGGUAAAAAAGAAAGUGGUAUUUAAGGAUUGUAAAUGCUAGUCAUUGACUGUAAACAUCUGUUAUAAACUUACCGCCAGGCUUGUAAAAUUACUGCUAACAUAUGUUGCUUGUAGCUUUGGAUCAUGUUCUGCACAUCAUCCGAAGAGAACAUUAUAGUAUAAUUUUUCUGUAAACAAGAGAGGGUAUAGAAUUAAAUACUUAGAGAGCAUUUUUGUGUGGUA
This is a messenger RNA of Lolium rigidum, 5156 nucleotides long. RefSeq names its product protein NETWORKED 1A-like. NCBI's taxonomy places the organism in Eukaryota, Viridiplantae, Streptophyta, Magnoliopsida, Poales, Poaceae. The transcript is spliced from 6 exons. Gene Ontology annotation, cellular component: plasma membrane. The record is from RefSeq and is a predicted model, not a curated record. Gene Ontology annotation, molecular function: actin filament binding. Bases 257 to 4834 code for a protein of 1525 amino acids.